AUGACGGCCUUUGUCAUACAAGGGGGACCGUUGCUGAGAGAGUUGCCUGAAACACAAGUCGGCAAGUUAGGCAGUCUCGUGACCAGCCGGAGCAUUGCAAAGUUCCCUGUCCAGGAAAAUUCCUUUGACUCUUCCAGCACGUGCGUGUGCUUGGUGGCCGCAUUUGUCGGAGCUGCUCUGCUGGCGAGGCGUUUCUCGCUGUCGCGACCACGUGGUGUCAGAGCGUUCUGGAGUGGAAGCCAGCAUCUCUCCAGGUCGGCUACAUGUCUUCAUGCCCGCAAGAGAAAGAGGCAUGCGUUUUGGUAUAAUGAAGAUCUUUCGAAGGCCCCUCGCUGGCUCCCCGGCUGGAAAGAAGAGAAGCUGAAACAGACGGAUGAUGAUGAUGAUGAGGAGGAACAGAAAGAAGACGCCUUCCCAGAGGGUAGGACGCCAACCGAGUCCCUGCCAAAAUUCAUGACGUACGAGUUUUGGAAGAAGAUGCCCGGAGGCUUGCGGUGUCGCAGUCCGCGAUAUUGGAAGAUGUACUUCAACGAAGAUGGCACUGCUCCGAAGUACGAUAGAUUCAGGUACUAUUCCCUGGCAGAGGCCAUUGACAUCAUUUUCAGCUUCUACGAAUCGGCACCCAACGAUGCCCACGAUUCAUCUCUGGAGAUUGCCAUGUUUAUGGCGUUAGAUGCCAAGUACCCGGACCAGCAGAUCCGGAUGAAAGUGAAGCUCCCCAAUGGGGCUGGCAAGGAAAAGCGAGUUGCCGUCUUCUGCCCCCCCGCUGAAGAGGAAGAGGCUUUGGAGUCGGGGGCCACCAUUGCGGGCAAGACCCUCCAAGACGAGCUUGUCGCUGAAGAGUUCAAUUUCGACGUACUGAUCGCAAAACCAGCUAUGAUGCCGGCGCUGGCAAAGCUGGGAAAAAUCCUGGGACCCAGGAAGCUGAUGCCUUCGCCGAAGUCUGGAACCCUCGUCACAGAUAUCAAAGCAGGUAUUGAAGCCUGGGCUUCCGGAGGUACGGUGGAGUUGAGAAACAAUGACAACAUGUUCAUCGGCUGCCCCUUCGCGAAGAUUUCACAGGGGAAGGAAAAGUGCUUGGAGAAUUUGCGGGGCCUCCUUCAGCAGCUUGCUGACAACGCCCCACCAGGUGCCAAAAAACGAGAGGAGUACUUCGCAAGGAUGUUCGUGAAAGGCGACGACUCGCCUUCGGUCAGGAUCGAUCCCAAAGAGUUCCCAGACCAUGGUUACGAGAAGCCCGUGACCGGAACAACGUACUUCGCACAACAGGUUCUCGCAGGCUGA
Molecule: messenger RNA, 1284 nt
Organism: Symbiodinium necroappetens
Lineage: Eukaryota; Dinophyceae; Suessiales; Symbiodiniaceae
Source: the annotation of a GenBank genome assembly